Molecule: messenger RNA, 2250 nt
Organism: Dendroctonus ponderosae (mountain pine beetle)
Lineage: Eukaryota; Metazoa; Arthropoda; Insecta; Coleoptera; Curculionidae
Exons: 13
Coding region: 502-2250 (582 amino acids)
Biological process (GO): regulation of transcription by RNA polymerase II
Cellular component (GO): nucleus
Molecular function (GO): double-stranded DNA binding; transcription coregulator activity
Source: RefSeq, a predicted model, not a curated record
AAGGCUUUCCAAUUCACCCACAAAGUUCAUUUUUUUAUAUCCCUGCCAUUUGGCAAGUGGCCUCAAAAGCAACAUCAGAAUGUCUCAGAACCAUUGUUGGUUUAUUGGUUUAUUCCAGGUGGAAAUGCCCCGAUUUUUCUGCUCAGCAGCGGAGAUUCCGGGGGCCAUUUGAUCAUUCAAACGUCUUCAGAACAGGCCGCUGCCGCGCCUCAAAGAGUGCUCAAUGCCGAUAGUCUGCUGAAGGAAACGAACUCAACUUUAGAAGUCGCCUCGGAUAAUGAAGCAGGAUGCAGCAGCAGCAGCAGAACAGCGCCCAUUGGAUCAGACGGAGAGCCCAUCAAGCUGCCCGAAAACUUGGAGAGCUUACCCCGAGCCGACCACUUCCCCACCCAAAGACACCGCUGGAAUACGAAUGAAGAAAUCGCCGCCAUCCUUAUCAGCUUUGAUCGGCACGCGGAGUGGCAGAGCAAAGAGGUCAAGAUCAGGCCGAAAAGUGGUUCCAUGUUGUUGUACAGCAGGAAAAAGGUGCGCUACCGUCGAGACGGAUACUGCUGGAAAAAGCGCAAAGAUGGAAAAACGACCAGAGAAGACCACAUGAAACUCAAAGUGCAGGGAACAGAGUGCAUCUAUGGUUGUUACGUGCACUCGGCAAUUCUGCCAACGUUUCACCGCAGAUGUUACUGGCUUCUUCAGGUAAAUCCGGACAUUGUCCUUGUCCACUACCUGAACGUCCCGUAUCCGGACGACAACAAACUGGCUGUGAUAACACCGAACUUGGCUCUAUGGGCGGAUAAGAAAGAGUGGACUAAGGACGAGUUGGUGUCGCAAUUGAAACCGAUGUUUUUUAGUGAAGAUGAACCCGACCUGAACAACGAACUGGAAAUAUCGAAUUUUAAAUUGCAGACCGCCGAGACGGUGGAAGCGAUCGUAAGCCAGCUAAUGGAAAAACAACGAGUGGCUAGACAAGCAGCUUUAGUGAAACAGUUGGAAUGCGGCUGUCCAGACUCCACUUGUGCCGAUGGAAAAAGCUGUUCGCAUCCAAUGCGCAGGAUAACAUCGGCCAAGUCCGGCUCUCCUCUCCCCAGCUCCAGUACAAAUUCCAGAAAUUCCAGUUCAGAAAGCAACAAUCAGGUGUCUUCUACGACCGGCUCUGGAUCGCUUCACGUCAACAACCACCACAGCACCCCAAGAGUGUAUUCCAGAGACCGAAGCUCCCAGUUAUCCGCGCAAAAUGCCAGUAAUUGCUCAUCCAGUUCCAGCAAUACUCCUCCUCUGGUUUUGAGUUUGUCGCAAAUUCAAGGUAGUGGAGGCCUCCUGAUCCUCAACAGCAAUACCAAUAGUACAAAUCAUCAAAACCUGGUCAAUCCGGUGUCGGUGGCCAACUUCAUGACAUGCAACACCAACCGAGGGAUAAUCAAAGAACAGCGAACAAGCCAUCUAGUGCUCAAGCAGGAAGUAAUGGAUACGACCAGCACGUCUUCGUGUCUGCACGCGGGCAACAGCAAGCAAGAGGCGAAAAACAAACCGCCAACGGAGAGCAAAAUGGAGAUAAGCGAAAACGUCCGACAAUCAUUUUUCGAUGGCAAUAUUUACGGGAACGCCACUGUUCAGCAACAUCCGCAAUCCAGGAACAACAUACGGUCCAUUUUCAGAUCUCAGUCCCAAAGUGAAGUGGUGAUGUCCAGUGCGCCUUCCACUCCUUCCAAAAUGAUGGACACUGGCCCGGACGAUUCCAACAAUACAGACUUCAAGCAACAUCAGAAUUAUUGCGAAAACACCGUGGUUUUGCUUGGUACUGACUCCAACGGAACGCUGGUAAGCAAGAGCGACGGUUCCUCAAUAAUAAACCGGGGAUUUUUCAACGAAACUCUGGAUCUGUCGCAAGAGGACAUUCAGAGAACGCUUUCAGCCAACAUGCCCAUGUGUUCCAACGAGCUGGAGAACCACCACCCCACUCAUCCCUCGGAACCGAACACUGCCACCCAGCAGAUCAAGAAGCAAACUGAACCUGCUAAUCUACCAGGUGAGUUCAGUUCCAUUUCAGCCCCAACAGGAAAGUUGCGGACCAACAGAAGUGACGAUAAUUUCGUCCGAAUUCGUACGAAUCAUUUCGGAUCUAGUGGACGAGCUUUUCUUUUUCUGACGGAAGCAGUUCGGACGAAAACGCAUCCAGCGGCCCACAUACUACACACUAUUAUACCGGGAGUCGAAGCAACUUUUAGAUGCAAACUUGUUGCUCUGGUCCCCUAA